GGCCCACUGCUGUCACAUGAAAUCAAAUGCGUUGAGUGUGUUAUAAAACACCUUGCCAUUGUUUGUACUGCGCCCCAUAUAUUUCCCCCUCCAGACAGUGCCACAACGGGAUUUAAUUAUUAUUUUGUUGUUAAAAAGAAAAAAAAUCAUCCAAAUAUUUAAUGUUGUGAGUUAGCUUGCUACGUUCAUGCGCGGACUAGCUGUUUAGUAAAAUAGCUAUACUGAAACGUCAGUGUCAUGUCUACUGAGAAACAAAACCCCGUGGAAAAUUUGCAGGGCUCCUGGGUUGAGCUGCACUAUCACAGCAGCAGCAGCAGUGGCAGUGGCAGUGGCAGUGUUGGCCAGCAGGGAGGAGAAGAGCAGGUGUCAGCCUCCGCUCACAGUGGGGACGUGGAGAAGAUGCUCCUGGAUGCACAGCACGAGUCUGGCCGGAGCAGCUCGCGGGGAAGCCUGCCCUGUGACAGUCCUCCAAGAUCCCAGACUCCACAGCAUCUGCGCAGAGGCUCAGAGGUUCAAAGCACAGGAGAGAAGAAUAGUUCUCAGUCCGAGGAAGAUUAUAUCGAGAGAAGGCGAGAGGUCGAGAAUAUAAUGAAGAAAAAUGCGGACUGGAUCUGGGACUGGUCGAGUCGACCUGAAAACCUUCCGCCCAAAGAGUUCCUGCUCAGGCACCCAAAACGCUCAAGCGCCCUCAGCAUGAGGAACACCAGGGUCAUGAAGAAAGGGGGGAUUUUCUCCGCCGAAUUCCUGAAGUUGUUCCUGCCUUCACUGCUCAUAUCACACAUACUGGCCGUAGGCCUUGGGAUCUACAUUGGAAGACGUCUAACCACCCCUACCAAUACCUUCUGAGGAAGAUCAUGUCACCACCGUCAGUUGCCACCAUCGCUUGCAUCUUGCCUUGCCACAUGCUUCAUAGAUGUUCAAAGGCAGGGUUAUGUGAGGCCCUCGUCCGCCCCCCUCACCCCUCCCCCCCGGCAUUUUGGCAGGAGGCAGACCUUCUGUACUCCCGUGAAUUCAGUGCACUUUCUUCCUGUUCCCAGAGCCGCUUUAAAUAUGCACCACCGCAAAUAGCACUCUUCCACGCUUCCAUCUCUGUAAGAGAGUCCACUUCAUUUGCUGCUCUGGUUUAGCACAGAGAUAUUGAGCCUUUGAGGAAGCUAGAACUGAAGGGGGAGUUGAUGCAGUUGUGAAUUCAGUGAUUUGAUUUCACAAUGAUAGGGGGGAAAAAAAGCUAAUUCACAACUAUGGAGUUGUGUCUCCUUUGUGGGAGGGGAAAAAUUAUUCAUGCAUUUUUAGUAAUGCUGUGCGGAGGAGAGAGACAAUCCCAUUACUUGGGUUAUAUAUCCACAACAGCUGACCAAACUGCUUCUCGUAAACAGCAAACCUGCUAUAAUCACCAGUACUAAUUGUUACAGUUGUUGUUUCUACCUGAAAAUCAAGGGACUAAGUACCAUUUUUAGAUUUUGGUUUUUCAGUAGGGGCAUUAGAUUGUGUGAACAAUAUUGUGACACUAAUACUCUUUGCUGCUUUACGGCUGUUGUGAUACAUCUUUGAAAAGAUCAUAAUCUUUCAAGUUCAGGAGUCAUCAGUGUUUCAUUUUAUUUGUAAAAUGUCAGUGUACUGAAUGAGGAUUGUGUGCAGUAUGUAAAAUCUAAUAAUGACACAUUCACAUAGCAUUUGAUAGUAGUGCUAUCAUAAGUUUCUGUAUAGCCCAGUAAAUAAGAAAAUGUGUAAUACUGGAAUUUAUAACUGGCAUACUUUCAGAAUAGUUUAGAAAUUAAGCCAUUGAGGAAGGAUAGUGAGAAAUGGUUGUGCUUUAAAUAGUUUUCAGUUAAGAGGUGCUGACCAUACCACAUGCUCUUGAAGAAAAGUCUGGAGUUUGAGGAUAGAAUACAAAAGUUUGAGGACGGAAUAUAAAAGUAACUGUAAUCUUUCAUGGAAUUUUCAGGGCAUGGUCAAUGUAACAAAUGGAACAAAUAAAUGGAAUGUAUAAAUAUUGUUCUCAUCAUUUGAGGUGACCACUUUUAAUACAGGCAUACAAUGAAUGCAUGGAAUCAGCUAAUCCAUAUCUAGCUGCACUGAUAAAUUAAACGUGCUUCACAGUUACUCAUGUAGAACAUUUCUCAGACCUGAAAAUCUACUCGUGCAGUGAUGAAAAUGCCUUAGGUCAUUCAAGGUGGACUCUUAACCUUAUGGCAUAAAAAAUACAAGGAUGCUUACACGAUUCAGAAUUGCUGUGAUACUUCACUUGUUUUGACGGUUUAAAUACUGUUGAUAUUGCUGGAAAGAGACAUUACUCACACGUGUGGGAUGGUCUUUCAUAUAGCGGGUUUAAGGUUCUAGGUGUUGUGUAAUAUUUAUUUUAUUAUUUUCUAAUUAUUUUGUAUGGAGUGCAGUGUUGUAAAUACAUCAUGUGGAAGAAGAAAUAAAGUGUUAACCCUG
Messenger RNA from Conger conger (European conger), 2439 nucleotides. RefSeq names its product BCL2 interacting protein 3 (gene bnip3). Gene Ontology annotation, cellular component: mitochondrial outer membrane; mitochondrial envelope; nucleus. The transcript has 6 exons. Lineage: Eukaryota; Metazoa; Chordata; Actinopteri; Anguilliformes; Congridae. Bases 238 to 846 code for a protein of 202 amino acids. The record is from RefSeq and is a predicted model, not a curated record. Gene Ontology annotation, biological process: positive regulation of apoptotic process; mitochondrial outer membrane permeabilization.